UCCCCUGCUCGCUUCGCCCUGCCCUCAUCGAGGCGAACCAACCCGGCCCAAUCCCCCCCGCGGCGACGCCAAUCGCCCUCGCCUCCGCCUCCGAUGGCCGCCCGGCGCGGUCCCCACGUCAUCAGGCUGCACGACACCAACCCGCCACUCCUCGGCCGCGCGCCGGGGGCGCCGCCCGCGGCCGCGGUGUCCUCCGCCGUUGCGCACCCUGCCUUCGCGGCGAUCGAGGAGCGCCUCGUCGCCCGGGACCAGGACAUCCAGGAGCUCCUCGUCGACAACCAGCGGUUCGCCGCCACGCACGUCGCGCUCCAGCAGCAGCUCAUCGCGGCGCAGCACGAGCUUCGGGCGGUGCACGUCGCCUCCACCAGGGCCCGCGCCGAGCGCGAGGGCGAGGUGCGCGCCCUCGCCGACCAGGCGGCGCACAUCGAGGCCGAGGCGCGGACCGUGGCCGAGGCGCGCGACGAGGUUGACCGGGUCCACGCCGACAUACGGGUUCUCGCUGCGGCGCGCAGUGAGCUCAUGAACCGGCUUCAGGGCCUCCGAGAGCAGCUCGCGCACGCGCAGGCCGAGGCGGGUAAGACCGAGGCCGUCCGUGCUCAGAUUGAAACCAUGCGCCGGGAGAUCCAGAAGGGCAGAGCUGCGGUUGAUUUUGAAAAGAAGGCACAUUCUGAUAACCUUGAACAAAGUAAAGCAAUGGAGAAAAACAUGAUCUCUGUGGCUAGUGAGAUCGAGAAGCUUCGAGGAGAUCUUGUAAAUGCUGAACAGCGGGUCGCUGCUGUCACCCCAACAGCAGCAGUUGCUAACCCUGGGUAUGCUGCAACUUAUGGCAACUCUGGGGCAACGUAUACCGCAACAUAUGGCAAUCCUGAGGCAACAUAUGCUGCACACUCAUAUUCUGAUGCUUAUAGCACUAAUCAGGCUCAUAUGCACACUGACGUCAAUUCUCAUUACAUGACUCAACCUGUUUCCUAUGCACAAUACGGGAACCAGCACACCAAUGUUCAAAGAUGACUGCCGACUCAAGAUUGACUUGGUUGCUGUCUCCGGCUUGAUCAGUGUAAAAGGAUACUUUUAGUGCCAAAUUAAGCAUGUUAGAGAUAUGCAUUACAUGGAAGUGCUGGAAAUCCUGUUCACGUAUUUUUCAGUUAAUCUGUGUCGGAACGUAUAAGUCGGUUGAAGCAACAUCUUUUCCUCAACUUCUCGAUUUACCACAACCCUGAUGACUCAUCAGUCAGUUCUGCAAAUCGGUGUACUUAUUCAUGGAUGUUGAUGACUCAACAUGUUAGCGGUGCAGUCAUUUGUACAUAUAAUGGAUAAUGGCAGCAAGUUGCAGUUUC
Phragmites australis (common reed) is the source of this 1337-nucleotide messenger RNA. Its product is annotated as protein FLX-like 1. The record is from RefSeq and is a predicted model, not a curated record. Lineage: Eukaryota; Viridiplantae; Streptophyta; Magnoliopsida; Poales; Poaceae. The transcript has 4 exons. Bases 94 to 1011 code for a protein of 305 amino acids.